GGUGCGCCUCCGCGCAUGCGCGAGCCCGCCCAACCGUUGGGAGCCGGCCGCGAUUCAAACUGCUGCUGUGAGGAAAGGGCGGGCGAUAUCAUGGAUGUGGAGUUUUCCCGCAUUCCCGUCUACGGAGCGUUCCACCGCGGCCCUAUAGAAACGCAGGUACCCUUUUCUUCAAAGAAGCAAUGUGCCGGUAAAGCAGCAGGGCUGGAGCUCAACAAAGAUCCCGAUUUUAACUUUGGUUCCAAUGUUCCAGCGGAUGGUGUGUUCAGAGCUACAAACCAAGGGAUUCCUAAAUCUGCCAAGAAAGCGGAGCCACCUUUAAAGAAGGCAAGCACAAGAGGACCUCUGAGCAGGUACAAACUAGAGGCAGAGCUGAAGGCCAAGAAUCAGCUAUUGGAGUCAGCCAAACAGCAAUUGCACUCCAGAUUAACAGGAGCUCAGGGCACUAUAAAGGAAUUAAAGGAGGAGAAUGAAGGCCUGGUGCAAGAAGUUGAAAAGCUCAAGAAAUUUCAGGAGACUUGCAUGGUGAUUUUAGAAAGCAGAAACAUUGAUCCUGUUACAGGCAGCAACAUCUUGGAGGAAGAAGAAAAAACACAGGAAUGCCAGAAGCAGACAAUGCUUUUAACUGAGAAGCUCAUAGCAGAAUUGAGGCUAUUUAAUGAAACAGCUGAAAAAGAAAAGGAGGCACUUCAGACAGCAAUGGCCAAGUGGGAAUCAGCAGAAGAAGAGAGACAGCGUUCCCUGGAGAAGCAUUCCUCCUUUCAGGAAGAGAUGAAGGAAUGCUCAGCAAUCCUCAAUCAGCUGGAGCAGCUCCUGGUUCAGUGAGGCACAAGGACGAACUGCACACAGUCUCUAUUUUGCAAACCUCGUUCUUAUGUCUAAAACAAGAGGCUGGCCCUGGGUGCAGGUAACACCUGCAGGAUGGCAAUGGGGCAAAGUGAGCAGCAACUGCUGGCUGCACAGGUGCCAAAUGCUCACGGCUAUUGCCUGUUGGGGCUUAGCCUGGAUUUCCUUACUGCAUACCUUGCCAACGGCUUAUCUGCCUCAAUCCGCUAGUGUUUUAUUUCCUUGUAUUUUUGAUUAAACGCGUUAGAAAGACA
This is a messenger RNA of Meleagris gallopavo (turkey), 1097 nucleotides long. It is a transcript of the gene KNSTRN, whose product is annotated as kinetochore localized astrin (SPAG5) binding protein. Gene Ontology annotation, biological process: spindle organization; mitotic sister chromatid segregation; regulation of attachment of spindle microtubules to kinetochore. NCBI's taxonomy places the organism in Eukaryota, Metazoa, Chordata, Aves, Galliformes, Phasianidae. Gene Ontology annotation, cellular component: kinetochore; microtubule plus-end; centriolar satellite. The record is from RefSeq and is a predicted model, not a curated record.